Messenger RNA from Acanthosepion pharaonis, 786 nucleotides. The record is from the annotation of a GenBank genome assembly. Lineage: Eukaryota; Metazoa; Mollusca; Cephalopoda; Sepiida; Sepiidae.
AUGUUCACUCUAUCGAUCUAUCUAUCUCAGUCAGAUCAUUAUCUAUCUAUCUAUCUAUCUAUCUAUCUGUCUGUCUGUCUGAGUCUGGCUAGAAUUUAUUUCACCUCGGGCAAGGUAUUUGUAAUAAUGCACACUAACGGAGACAAGUACGGAAGAAUAUUUAUUAUUGUGCAGAAAAGCGAUCAAUAUCUAUCUAUCUAUCUAUCUAUCUAUCUAUCUAUCUAUCUAUCUAUCUAUCUAUAUUGGUCCCAGUAUCUCUCUCUAUCUAUCAAUAUUCUAGCUAAUUCAUAUCUAUCUAUCUAUCUAUCUAUCUAUCUAUCUAUCUAUAUUGGUUCUAGUAUCUCUCUCUUUCCGUCAAUGUUCGAUCUUAUUCAUAUCUAUCUAUCUAUCUAUCUAUCUAUCUAUCUCCUCGUUUUCUGUUUCUUUCUUUUUCUGUUUCAUUUCUUUCGCCUCCUUUCUUUCUUUUUCUUUCUUUCUUCCUCUCUUUGUCUCUUCCUUCUUUUUCUACUCCUUUUUCUCUACUGUUUCUUUUUCGAUUUCUUUUUCUCUCAUUCAUUCUUUCUUUCCUUCUUUUCUGUCUGUUUUUGUCGAUUUUCCCCGAAGCUAUCUGGGUCGGUCAGUCAGUCGAUGCCGACGCCGGAUACGACCGUUAAUAUCUAUCGGAUACUAUCUAUCUAUCUAUCUAUAUUGGUCCCAGCGACCAUCAUCUACUAUAUUGGUUCUAUUUCUCUCAAUGUUCGAUCUUAUUCAUUAUCUAUCUAUCAUCUAUCUAUCUAUCUGUUAUAG